GAAUGGGUGUCUCGGAUUCACGGCAUCGAAAGCCUGUCGACAGCCUUGAGAGACCCAGAAGUACUGCAGACAGUUCUUCCAAGCAUGCCGUCCCUCCUACACUGCCUGAUGGUGACCAUGGCUGAGGACCGCAGCUAUCGCGUAGCCACGUCCUCUAUCGGUGCAAUGCGCGGCCUCAUCACCUCACUGCCCCACGCGGUGCUGCAAGACCACCUACCCCAGAUCGUCGUCGGCCUGGCCGGACACAUCGGUGGUUCCGGCUGUGUGAACCUCAAGAUCGAGACUGUGCAGGCGGCCAAAGCGCUCAUGCAGAUUAUGAAACCCAACUCGGUCGUCGAAGUUCUGCUUUCCUCGGACUGCAUCGGGGCAAAGAGUUCUAAGAUGCGUGAGAACUCAUUGUUGUUCCUCAUAUACGCCACUCUGACGUUCCCCAGCACGGAGUUCCACUGGGAUCAGAUGGCGGGUCCAGUGGCUGCAGCUGUGGCCGAUCCGAGGCGUCGGGUCAGACAGGCAGCGCUAGAUGCUUUGUCGGUGAUCGCGCAGUUCGCCACUCCGAGCCUGCUGGAUGAGGCUGUCAAGGUCGUCGCGGACAGGCAGCCUAAUUUGUUGAUAAGAACAGCGUACCUGGCGGGCGUCCAGGCUCGCCUUGCACGACGUCAACUGCCUACGACCUCGCCCGACGGACUUAUCUUGUACGUUCCGCAGAUACCGUCAGCCCGGAAGGGAGGCUUCUCUGGCACUCCGAUAGGCUCGGAUGUUGAAUGGGUGCUGGCCGGAUCAGGUUCUGUUUCUUCCGGUUCGGCCCGUUCACGCGGUCAGCUGAUCGCAGCGCAGAGAUUAGAUCCUCGGGCAACCCUGAGCCCGAAGGGAGACAACUCCUCAGUAGCGCCAGUCAAGAAAGGGAAUCCUUGGACUGACAGGAAAGAGGUUGUGGCCUCAGGGGUCGGAGCGCAGCAGUUGGCGCCCAUCGACCCCGAAAAGUCGCAGGUCAAUAUUGGCUUCCCGCAGUUGCCAAGACUGAAAGCAAUGAAAAGGUUCUUAAUAGUUGACGAACAGAGGCCUAGGUUUGGCGUGUCAUCAUGGACAAGCGACUUGGAUGCUAGUCAGAAUGGCAUUUCAUCUUCACAAGGUACAUUCCGUCCUUUAUAUUUGCGAUUCCAGUCACCGCCAGAUAUUGAUAACUUAAACAAUGACUCUGUAGAGAAAGGAAGUUUCUCUCUACUCCCAAACAGGCUGUCGGAGUCGACUGUUUCAAGUCGAGGUAGUCAGGGAGUAGGUCGUGAGAAGCUCAGUCAGACAUGGCCUCCACCAUCUUCUGGAUGCCACUCCCCCCAGAUCCCAAAUACUUCAUCAAAGAGAGGCAGAAGGAUUCUAGAGCCAUUAAAUACUACGAGCCCUCAUGAUGGUAGUCCACAUAGAGGAGUAUCACCUGCGAGGAGAGUUUCACCUGCUCACAGGGGGACAUCUCCAACACCCAGUGCAAUAUUACCCAUGCCAAGAGGGAUGUCUCCACUGCCUGUAGGUGUCAAUUCAGGUGUUAGGCACAAGAUACCACCAUUGUCUCCUCGUAAAAAGAAGGACUGGGUAGCGGAUAGUGGCUUCGGCAUUACUGCAAAUGGCAAGAAUGACCGUGUAGUAGAUUCUACAAGCGUGAAAAAAAACAGAAGAAGGAAACAUUCCACUAACAAAGGAAAAGAGAUUGUUGCCAUACAACACAAUUCAUCUCCACCAGAUGAAGACCAAGCAAAGUUGUCAUCUAACUUCAAAGGCGAGGCAGCUGAUGACUGCACCAUUCCCCAGAAGCCUGUAUUAGCCAGGCAGGGAGUUCGCCACGAUUUGUCACCAGCUGGCAUGUUUCCUGAAAAUGGAAGUAAAAUACCAAGUGGGCUGUUUACCCCACCUGCUGAGCCAUUCUUGCCCCCUGUGGAUCCUUCAACACCCCAACUCUCCAGGAUAAAAACAUCUCCUGUACCUCAGGAACAGGAUGAUCUGGAGUUCAAGAGUUUCGAUGAAACUGAUGAGGCAGGGAGAGAAGACUCACCAUCUCAUGCAAUGGCCAGUUCAACUGUGUCAGCCAUGGACGCUCUUGAGGCUGAAGAACGUGCCCUGAAAUUCCAGCUAUUGAAGGAACAGGAACAACUGGAAUCUGUUACAGUUUCACCAGUACCUAUAGUCUCAGCACCACCAACAAUUGAAAGCCCAGUCAUUACCACAGAGGUGAUAGAGCUAGACACGAACAGUAGAGGAGGCGUAUUGCCCCUCCACAACUUACAGUUUAGUCCCCCCAUACUGUCACAUGAAGAAAGUGCUGAAGAUGUGAAUAAUGAACAUCAGGUCCCACAGGCAACAUACAGCACUGGCUCAGUUAUUGACCUGCAUCUGAAUGUAGAAGACAAUUUUCAGAAUGAGACUGUAGCCCCAAUCAAGCAAACACGGCGCAUCAAGCAUCAAGUUGGUCCAAAGAUUCCCGCAACAACUCUGAGAGGAACGCAGUUUCGUGACAGAACCCGCACGCAGCAGAACAGUGGUCUGUUUCCUGACACCUUACAUCCUGUGGACAAGCCAAAAGAAGCCCUGCAGCAGUGCUUCAUGUACCUUGACAACUCAGAAUGGGAGGUGACAUUGCAGGGCCUGAAGUUGUUGAUGCGACUGAUGCGCCACCACCCAGAAACUAUCCACACUCAGCUUCAUUCUGUUAUUGUGGCUGUAGGGAAGCAAGUGCGUAACCUCCGCUCACAAGUAGCACGUGCUGCAUGCCAGGCGAGUGGAGAGCUCUUCCUGUCACAGAAGAGGGCUCUGGAGACUGAUUUGGAUGAGCUGGUCAGCUCCUUAUUGCACAGAACUGCUGAUACAAACAGGUUUCUGCGAGCAGACAGCAAUGCUGCCCUAGAUAAGAUGAUCGAGGUGAUCAGCCCUUCAAGGGCUGUGGCUGUCAUUACAGGAAAGGGCAUAAGCCAUCAGAAUGCCAUUGUACGAACUGCUAGUGCCCGACUGCUGGUGAGCUUGGUGAGCAAAAUUGGUGUAGACAAAGUGAUGUCACACUCUGGAGACAUGAGAGACAAGAUCCUCAUUGCUGGCUCCAAUCUGCUAACUGAAGGAAGUCUGGACACCAGGUGUUUUGCCAAGCAGCUGUUUCGAAUGCUGUCCACUCAUCCAACAUUCAGCCCAGUACUGUCUGAAGUGAUCCCUUCACAUAUACUGAGAAAUAUCAGCAAAACACUCCAGAGCUUGAAAUAGGUUCCUUAGAAGUGCUAAUGUAAUUUUAGAUAUAUUUGAAUAUUUUGAAAUAUUUAGUUCUGCGGUUAUUUGCAUUGCUUUAUUACAAAAGAAAAUGACACAUUAUGUAAAUUUACAGUAAUUAUUCAUUGGAUGUAAAUAAAGUUACUACUAAAAGUA
This is a messenger RNA of Zootermopsis nevadensis, 3396 nucleotides long. NCBI's taxonomy places the organism in Eukaryota, Metazoa, Arthropoda, Insecta, Blattodea, Termopsidae. The record is from RefSeq and is a predicted model, not a curated record.